Molecule: messenger RNA, 627 nt
Organism: Opisthorchis viverrini
Lineage: Eukaryota; Metazoa; Platyhelminthes; Trematoda; Opisthorchiida; Opisthorchiidae
Exons: 4
Coding region: 1-627 (208 amino acids)
Source: RefSeq, a predicted model, not a curated record
AUGUAUACUAUUAUCGACUCACUCCGGUUGUCUGGGACGGUCUCCUUCACCCAGGCUGGACAGGCACUGUCUGAGGAAUCCACCGCCAUCCUUGAAGAGAGCAUGUGGAAGGUCGUCAGGACCAACGGCAGGACACUUAUGAGACUGAAGGCCGCUCCACAUUUACGGUCCACCUUCUUCUUGAAGGCCAAGUUUCUGGAUUGGAAAAUUCGAAACCGAGAAUGUGAUGGUGAGUUGGAAGCAGAAAGAAAACAGAUCGACGAGGAACAAACGGACAUGCAGGGUGAUGAGAAGGAGGAACACUUCCAGUCGCAGGUAGUUCCUGACGAGGAUGAUGAUGAAGAAAAAGAGGAGCUCAUGAAUUUAAUCUAUGAAGACGCUCAUCAACUGAUUUCUGCUAUUGUGGAGAAAGCUGAACAGAAUUUGGCAACGUUUCAACGCUGGAGCUUGAGCAACUUGGCAGUACCCCAGCCCUCGGGCACCCUUCGGAUGGCAUGGCAGCUGGGCACCGAGGGGGUGCUGUAUUAUUACUAUUACAUUAUUAUUAUAGUUGGUUGUGAUAGGGCAUUCCGUCGAUUAAAAUCCCUACAGUUCGAAGCACCACCCUCGCAGCUGGUCAACAGUUGA